Molecule: messenger RNA, 3981 nt
Organism: Paramecium tetraurelia
Lineage: Eukaryota; Ciliophora; Oligohymenophorea; Peniculida; Parameciidae
Exons: 8
Biological process (GO): transmembrane transport; lipid transport
Cellular component (GO): intracellular membrane-bounded organelle; membrane
Molecular function (GO): ATP hydrolysis activity; ATP binding; lipid carrier activity
Source: RefSeq, a predicted model, not a curated record
AUGAAUUCCUAACAAUAGAUAAUCAGUCUUAUCAAGAAAAACCUACUUAUUAGUUAUAGAAAUAGAGAGGUAUUCAUAGAAGUAUUGCUUCCGAUCAUUGUUUCCAUAAUGCUCACUUUCAGAGAGUACCUUUCCGAAAUGAAAUAGUUAAUGCCAUUGCUUUAUAGUUUGGCAACAGCCUCAACGCAGAGAUCAAUAUUGAUCAAGUUGGUGGAAGAGAAAAGUAAACGAUACAAGGAACUUCAGAAGAUUAUGGGCAUGUCUGAGAAGUCUUAUCUGAUAGGUUGGGUUCUGACUGGAUACAUUAGAGUCAUAAUAGCAGUAAUCAUUUUUGAAUUGUCUUGGUAUUUGAUGUUUCCUAUAUUUGGAAUAAGUUGGGAAGAAUAAUUUAAUGAGAGUUUUAUCUCCUUGACAUGGCCAUAUUUUCUAUUUUCAAUAGCAUCUAUGAAUCAAAUCUUCCUAUUUUCAAGUUUAUUUAAUGAAGUCAAAAUUGCAGGAGAAAUUUAAAGUUUUUUUUAAAUAGCUUGUGUCUUCUUUAUAUAUUUCACUUUUGUAGAAAGCGCAGCGAAUUCCUUCCCAUUCUACUUUUUCCUAAGCAUUUUCAGUCCCCAAUGCAGCAUAGCCUUUACUUAUGUUGCCUCUAUGAAACCUGGUGUUCCAGGGGAUAUUUUGUCAGCCAAUUUGUUUCCAUCAUUAUAGAUUAUGGAUAUAUACUCACCAACAUUUGAAGGAACACAAAUGGCUGCUUAAGCCGUUGUCUAUUUUCUCUUAUUUUUAUAUUGCGAAUAAGUAAUUCCAAAUGAAUAUGGAGUAGCCAAGGAACCUUUAUUCUUUUUAAAAAGAAAUAAAGUAUAAAUCAAAGAAAAUGAUUUAUUUGCUUAACUAACAACAGAUGAUAAUGAUGUAAGUUCUGCUAUUUAUCAUGAAGAAAUAAAGUAUUCUUCCCCUCCCAGUAUAAUAAUUAAGAAUUUAUAAAAAAGGUUUGGAACUCUCAAGGCUGUUGAUAAUAUCUCACUCUACCUAUAUGAGUCAGAAAUAUUCUGUUUGUUGGGACAUAAUGGUGCUGGAAAGACUACUGCUAUAAGCGUGUUGACUGGGAUGAUUUCAAAAACUUCAGGUUUGGUUAGCAUGUAUGGAAUGAACUUGGAUACUUAAUUACCUAAGAUAAGAUAGUCCUUAGGGCUUUGUACAUAGAAGGAUUGCUUAUAUGAGGAUUUAACAGUAGAGGAAAAUCUAGAAUAUAUAAGUUCUAUAAAGGGGAGAGUUGAUAAAUAAGAAAUACUUGAUAUUUUGAGGAAAACCGAUCUAAUUGGAGAGAGAUCUCUUGAGGUGAAAGUUCUAUCUGGAGGAUCAAAAAGGAAGUUGUCUUUAGGAAUGAGUUUAGUGGGAAAUUCAAAGAUCAUAUUUUUAGAUGAGCCUACUUCUGGAAUGGAUGCUUAUUCAAGAAGAUAAAUUUGGACUAUCCUAGAGAGAAUAAGAUAGGAUCAAAGAACCAUAAUAUUAACUACUCAUCAUCUUGAUGAGGCUGAAGUCUUGGCCAAUAGGAUAGGAAUUAUGUCGAAAGGAUAAUUAUUGGCUGUGGGUACAUCUAAUUUCAUUAAAAAGAAGUUUGGAGAAGGUUACAAUCUUAAAUUAACAUUUAAUGAUGUUGCUUUGAAAAAUUAAAUAUAUGAGAAAGUCAAUAAAUAUGUACCAGAGUGUUUUUUGGAAACUGAGCAUUCCAAUGAAAACUAAUACGUAUUUAAUAUUCCUUUUACUUCUAAAAAUUCUCUUGGAUAAUUGUUUUAGGAACUAGAAGAAAUGUCUGUCUAAAUUGGAUUAUCCAUGAAAACACUUGAAGAUGCUUUUGUCAAAAUAGGUAUGGAAGAAGAACAGGCUCAACUCUCUUUUAGGAGAAAGAGUGAGAUAUAAAUUGCAAAAUAAAGUUUAGGCAUUCCUGCCACUGAUGACGAUACUGAGAGAGAUAACUAGGAGUUUUAUUCUUACCCUGUUGAAGUUAAGGAGGAAGAGGUUGAAAAUGAUUUAAAAUCAAUACCUAAAUGUUUGUCUAAUGAUCCUUCGUAUUCCUUUUUCAGCUAAAUCAUGGCAAUUUUCUUAAGGAGAUACUAUACUGUAGUUAGAACUACCACUAAUUAUUUUUCAAUUAUCAUUCCUAUGAUUGCUUUUAUUAAUGGACUUGUUGUUGUUGCCUAUGUUAAAUUUUAAGAUGAAUAGUAUAAGGAAUUACCUGAUUAUGUUUUGGACCACUUUAAAAUCAAUCUCCUAGCAUCUUGUUGUGUGAUCGCAUUCUGUUUCAAUGCAACAAUUUAUAUCACUUAACCUGUCCUUGAAAAAGAAUACUAAUUGAAAUAAUCAUUACAUGGUAUGGGCUUAAGAAACUCUACCUAUUGGUUAGGAACAUUUUUAUUUGAUCUAAUAAUAUUCUUUUUAAAUUUGCUACUAUUUUUAAUAGUUUCAGCCUUACUAGACUUAAAUAUCGUUUUUGAUAAUAUUAUAAGAGCACUUUCAUGCUUUUUAUUAUUUGGACCAAGUUAAAUUUUAUUCGCAUAUAUAAUGGGAUUUGUAUUUAAUAAAUUGGAGAGUGCAUUGAAAUUGUUCACUAUCUUUUGUUUUUUUAUACUCUUCUGUUUACCCAAUAUCACAUUCGCCUUUGCUUUCUUCUUUUACAAAGAGUUUGAUAAACCUACAUUCCUUGAGAAUGUCCUUUAUGUUUUAGAGAUUUUGUUUUCGGUCAUAUCACCAUUUUAUGCUUUCUUCUCAGCUUAUUUGUUCACUGCCAAUAAUUAUGAUGACGUAGAAGCCUUUUUCGAAGCUCCCUAUCUAUUAACAACAACUGAAUAAUAUCUAUUAAUUAUGUUGGGAUAGAUUGCUGUUUUUGCUGGAGUCUUAUUCUUCCUAGAAAAUAAAAAGUCAUUAUUGAUCCACAAUCAUACGCAAUAAGAAAUCCAAGACAAUGUAGAAGAAGAAGUUUAAAAUGAAAGAGAUAGAGUUCUUAAACCUAAUAAUAAUGAUCCCAUUAAAUCUAAAUUCUUGGAAAAAUAAUAUAUUAAAGGCAAACCAACUUUGUAGUAACUUACAUUCAGUGUGAAAAAGGGUGAGAUUCUGGGAAUUAUUGGUCCAAAUGGAGCUGGUAAAUCUACUUUAAUUAAUAUUUUUUCUGGAAUUAACACUCCAACAGCUGGUCAGGCAUUGUUAAAUGAUAUUGAACCAAAAUAAUAGAUCAUGAGUGUUAUGUAACAUGUAGGAGUGUGUCCACAAUUUGAUUGUAUAUGGGAAAAUCUCACUCCUGUAGAGCAUCUUUAAUUAUUUGGUAGAAUCAAAGGAUUAUAAGGGAAAGAAUUGUAAACUGCUGUUGCAUAUUUCAUUAAAACUAUGCAAUUAGAUUUGUUUAUUAAGACAAAAGCUGGCUAAUUGAGUGGGGGUAACAAAAGAAAGCUGUGUGUUGCCGAUGCCUUAAUUGGAGGAAGUGAUAUUACCUUUUUUGAUGAACCUAGUACUGGAGUAGAUCCAAUUUCAAGAAGAUUUCUAUUUAAUACAUUAAAGAGAAAUAUUCAAUUAAGAGCUUGUUCAGCAAUUAUGACAACUCAUACCAUCGAAGAAGCUGAAAGUCUUAGUGAUAGAAUUGGAAUAUUGAUAGCUGGACAAUUCAAAUGUUUAGGCUCACCUUAGGAUUUAAGACAAAAACAUGGAAGCGGUUAUCAAAUCUAAAUUAAAUAUAUCAAUCCUUAAGUGACGAGUAGCAUUUAAAACUAAUUUCCUAAUGCUUAGUAAUUAGAUGAAAGGAGGGAAGGCUAUUUAAUGUACUCAGUCCCAAAAGAAGGAUUUAGUUUUUAUAAAUCAUUCAACUUCUUUUAGAGGUAACAAUAGGAAGGCAAUAUUGAAGAUUUCUAAAUUGAGGAAAACUCUUUGGAAUAAGUGUUUAUUCAUUUUAGUAAAAUUCAAUAGGAAAUAAAUGAGAAGGAGGGCAUUGCCUUUGAUUGA